AUGAACGAAACAUCUCUACAGCAGAUGUUUGCUCUAGUCCCCUCUGUACUGUCUUGCUAUAUUCAAUUUGCCCUUGGAAUCCUAGCGACUGUGCUCAAGCUUGUUUGCAAAGCUUGCAUUACCUGGCCCUUGGCGGUUGAAAUGCAACAAUAUUCUGCCCUAAUUCACGCACAACACCCAACAAUUCAAGGCGCGUUUGGGUUUAUUGACGGCCUCAGCCUCCCUGUUGGCACAAGUGCCAACCCCAAGAUCAAACAAGCAACAUACAACGGCUGGCUCCAUGACCACAGGAUAACCAACGUUAUCAUGUUUGCUCCCAAUGGGUGUAUUCUCAGCGCCCAAGUCAACACGCCUGGGAGUUGGCAUGACUUGCGCACUGCCGGCCACAUAUACACACAGCUAAAGGACAAGACCCUGACCAGCUUUUUCCUCAUUGCCAACACUGCAUUCCCUUGA
Messenger RNA from Rhizoctonia solani, 456 nucleotides. Its product is annotated as DDE superfamily endonuclease. The record is from RefSeq and is a predicted model, not a curated record. NCBI's taxonomy places the organism in Eukaryota, Fungi, Basidiomycota, Agaricomycetes, Cantharellales, Ceratobasidiaceae. The coding region runs from base 1 to 456 and encodes 151 amino acids. The transcript is spliced from 2 exons.